Diprion similis is the source of this 2464-nucleotide messenger RNA. RefSeq lists its product as uncharacterized. Bases 257 to 1777 code for a protein of 506 amino acids. The transcript is spliced from 3 exons. Gene Ontology annotation, molecular function: protein binding. The record is from RefSeq and is a predicted model, not a curated record. Lineage: Eukaryota; Metazoa; Arthropoda; Insecta; Hymenoptera; Diprionidae.
UGAAGGUGAAUUUUCAUACUUCGAAUACUUAUAUUCGAAUUUCGUAUAUACGAGUGGCUACUUUUCCACCGAUCGUCCGAGAUUGGAUCUCGUCGUUUGCAGUCCGAGGGCUCGAUAUCCAAAGAGCUCUUGAGCAGAGGGUGGCACUUGAGUCAAAGGACGGGCUGAGGGCCCGGGAUCAGGCUGGGAAGCGCGGGGGUGCUCCAGGCCUGCAGCAGGGCGCGAGAUCUUCACCUAAAACAGCAGGAAUGCGGUGAUGGCUCUUCUCUACAGAUUCGCGCAGCUGCCCGAUCGCGGUGGUACGCGGGUCUUCUCAUUUGUCGUAACGAGGAGCGUCGUCCGCGACCCAGAACGCGACGUAACCAGCAAGGAACUCGUCUGUGGCUUCCAGCGAUGGGCUGUCGCCUUCUCACGCGGCGACAAGGUCCUGGGUGUUUAUCUGGUAUGGCGAGGAGCUGCGCCAGGUUUGCGAGUCUACGUCGACUUCACGUUCACCCUCCUUAACCGGGAGCACUUUUCAGUGAACGAGGGUUUCUCCGGGAAGCGGGUUAAGUUCACGUACGAUGCUCCGGCCCAGGGUAACCGCAACUACAUCCCAGUUUCGGAUCUCUACAGUCGGAACUUCGCCGACCCCAACGGAGAAUUCCAGCUCGAGUUGUCGAUGGCGAACGUCCGUACCGUCUACACUGCCGAGCUGCGGAUACCGACCGGAGUCUUCUCGGCAGGACAGCAAAAACCGGAGAAACUGGAGACCGGGUACUUCACAUUCGGUGGGUUUGACUGGAAUCUCGUGAUCUACCCGUUGGGGGAUAAGGAGGCCAUCAACCACGAGACCAGCGUUUCAGCCAUCUCAGCUUCCGGUCCUGGCGCCGCAGCCUCGUCCACGGGUCACGGAAGGCAGGAGGGACGGUUGAGCGUUUACUUGGCGAGGCUGACGGGCUUCGAUCACCGAUGCCGAGUGCGUUACAACGUCACCCUGGGGGAGGGGGACCGGAGGAUAGAGUCCGGGCACAUCGAGGACCUCUCGGACGCUGACGGGCGCGGCUUUGGCUGGCAUCCGCGGAUUCGGUGGUCAGAAAUAGCCCACAAGGGCGUCGUCCGCGUCUCUCUCGAGAUGGUCGAGGCGCGCACCGUUUCCGAGGUCGGGGUCCAGGCCCUGGGACCGCCGGUGCUGCCGGCUGCGCCGUGCUACGACCGUGACAAACAGGCCUGGGCACUCAGGGCGGACCUUCAUUCGGACACGGUGAGGCUGCACCUCGUCUACAAAGACAUCCACAACGUACCGAGGAACCAUCUGCGGUAUGUCGGAUGGACUGCGUAUUUGAUGAGAGGCGAGGAGGCCGUUGCUCUACCCGGAGCUCCGUUCGGCCGGUACUACGCUCAGGAGGCGGUCGACGAGGGUAUAAUAAUGGAGACCAGCCUCGGCGUGACGGAGGUCAAGGAUGUCGAAUGUCCGUUCAUAACUGACAAGGGGCAGCUCAGGGUGCGGCUUGAGUGGAACGAGGGCCAUCUUCUAUUCCAGGCCACCUAUCACAAGUACGACGAUGUUUGCCGUGUUCACAAUCAGCAAAUGCGUAGAGAGAUCGCCGCCCUUCAAGCCGAGAACUACUCGCUCGAGCGGCAGCUAUUCAGCUACCAGCAAAGCCUCGCCUUCGCUCAGGCCCAGGCUCAGGCCCAGGGAGAGGAACCGGACGUCGUUGACCCCGAGCAUCACCACCAUCAUCACCACCACCAUCAUCUCGAACGCUCGGCGUCAACAGACACUGAAUACGCCUGACGCGGGGCCGAAGCCAAGACGCGCCAUGUCCACCAUAACCGUCGGUACGCCGAUAAUGGGGGGAAUUACGAGGACGAUGAUGCGGAUGGAGAGGAUGACGUCGGGGCUGAGUUUCGGAGGGAAUCGGAAGGGCUGGAAAUCGCCACACCCGCGUUAUGGAGAGAGACUCCUCUUAUUGUGGAUCACCAUCAACGCAGUAUUGUUCAGCAGCCAAAAUCCGUUGCUGGAUCGAGAGGUCCACCUGCUGGGAACGUCGCUUACGACCACGGUGUCGAUGGGGUCGCACCGAGGCCUAUCAAGCCACAGAAAACCCGGCGAACCACAUUGUGGGAAACACUCACUGGCCUCGUUUGUUCUCUAGGCGCAUUGGCCACUAGGGCAGCUAAAUUGGCGACUCGCCGAGGGGGCGAGCCUCUGUGAGACGAAGCCACCUCGCCAAUACCUGCAAGUAUAUAAGUAAUAGUGGGAACAGGAAUCGCCUGAAGAACUGGGAUUACGAUCCCCGACUCCAGGUGUCCUGCACACAGUCAGUCUACGUCUUUAUUUAUAAGUCUAUAAUCUACUUGUCAAUUUACCAAAGAACCUAUUUUCCUCUAAAGACUUUUUCACGUAUCGUACUCGAAUAAUACUAUAUCGUAACAUACAUUAACGUUCAUCAGACUAGUUAAAUGCGCGACCCCGUUAUCG